AUGUGGAACCCUUCGUACGAUAUCAUCGUUGAAACGUUGACCGGAUCGGAGUUCGAGGUGACGGUCAACGAUCGGGACACGGUUGGAUAUCUCAAGUCCGAGAUUCAGAGAUAUGAGGGAAUUCCAAUCAGCCAGCAGCAUCUGCUGUACAAUCACAAGGAGCUAAGCGACACGAUGGAAAUGAAGGACAUUCCGCUAGUAAAGGGUUCGCGCGUGAAGCUCGUGCUUGGCAUGAAAGGAGGGCCAAUCUCGUCCAAGCGGCUUUUCACCAUUUCUUCUGACUACGAUAAUUGGCUCGACAUGAGCGAUGUGCUUUCCGGGGAAGACUUGAUUAAUCUACAGAGCCCAGGACUGAAAUUACUUCUUUAUAAAGACAACAAGAAAAAUGUUCAUCGGUUGAUGAAGGUACGAGCGGAGAAAGGUUGCGAUGGCAUGAAGGGUUCACUGUCGCGUUCCAUCAAUGGUAGCGGUGCAUCUGGCCAAGGAGCAUUCGGGGCUGGAAAUCACAUCAGUCAGAAGGAACGUGAUGCAAUUAUAACAAAACAGAAAAUGGAUCAAAUCAAAGCUAAAUUGAGCAUGAAAAAGAAAAAACUGAAUGCGUUGCAUCCAACAAAUUCUAGUGCAGCUGAGGGUGAUAAUGGACUUCAGUAUCGCCAGAAGAUCGAAAAUUCAGGGGAAGAGCGGGCAGGACCAAGCUCUGGUGACGCCGCGGAUGCCGGUAUCAAGGCCGUACGCAAUCAGAGUCAUUACCGACAUAAUAAAAGGCACCACCAUUACCACCAUCACCACCACCACCACCAUCAUCAGCAACACGAGACUGUGAUUAAAGAGGAAAAGACUCCAAUUGGCUAUCGUCCGGGCGCAAGUCGCGGAACUGCAAGCAGUAGCGGUGGUGGGGCGGCCCUUUUAGCCAGCGGACACAAUUCAUCGAUGGUGGGUGCCGUCGGAUCGAUGUUACCGAGCGCUGGCACGACAAGUGCAUCCCACCGAAAGUCUGUUCCGUCUGUGAUCGAUGUAGGCCGCCCAGAACAGGAACAUACGGUGCCACCUUUCGGAUAUGGGUUGAUGAAUCUACUACACGGUACCGCUUCCACAGCAGGGCGCACACCUACGCUAGAGCUGGAAAAACGGUCACAAAUACGCGAGCACUUGCAGAGGAAUCGUUCAUUUAAAACAAUUAGUGCGAAAAAUUUUGACUUUACGCGUGACAGUUCACCACAAUUUGGUGUUGGCGGAGGGUCCAUGACUGGCAGGUUGUCCGGCUCUGCAGGUCUCGAACGGUCACUAUCGUUCCAUUCAAACGGUGUGUUAAAUCGAAUGGGUUCCGAGACGACACUCGAUGGCUACAGUAACAUUCGACGAUGUGGUACUGGCGGCCAGAUGCUCAGUAACCCGCAGCACAGUACACGGCUGAGCGGUAGUGCAGCAGGUGGAGCCUUUACCACGCAAUCACUGCAUAAGCUGGACGAAAGUGCGGAAUCGUCUGCUUCGUUGCAUAAUCUGAUCCAUCUGCUGAAGUACACGCAGUCCAAACAACAUACCAUUUCGAACGAUUCGCUCAACAAGUUAAUGUUGAAGUAUUCGAAAAAGGUGUAUGUUCCCCAUCACCUGUACCACCAUUCUCCGGUUGGGAAGAAAUCUCUUCCAGAUAUAAAUCCCUCCUUGAACAACAUCGAUGAGUACGUACCAGAGUUCGACUUUGGUUUAAAAGCGCCUUCCAGUACGGCAACAGCAGCAGCGACAGCGGCUGGUGCCAUUCCUAAGAUGAUAACUCGUAGUGAAGAUGGCUCGGGAUGUAACGUAUCCUCUGCGGAAUAUGCCUUCAAAAAUGCUGGCGGUGGCGGGUUCGAAAAAACUUUUAGAACGCUUUACAAGUCAACAUCCGACGACAGCACAGUUUACGAACUACCAAAAUUAUUGAUACGCGAAGAUUCGCCGGUGGAAUCAUUUCUUGGAUCUUAUUCCCAGCUGGAAACAGUUACCACGCGGCGUGCAGAUUCACCCAAAAAUAGCUUCACAUCAAGCAAAAGCUUACAGAACGUCGACACCAACAGUGUAGAAGAUUCGGAUACGCAAAGCGUACGACCCGACGCCGGUCUGAUUGAGCUGAGACCGUUAGGUACGAACUCUACACCGUCGAUAGUUGGUGAAACAAAGCUGUCGUCUGAAUCGCUACUCCAGCUAGCGCAGAUCGCUGCGGAAAAUGUUAAAUCGUCCACUGGUACCACAGCAACGUCUGUGCCAUCGGCCAGUAUGUUUGGAAACAAUGGAAACCUUGUCAGCUCCGCUGUUGGUAAUAGCAGUAGUAGCACGACGUUGAUGGGUUCGGAUGAAGGUGGGAGUUCCUCGACCGGCUGGUGUCACCUUUGGAACCAUCGACAAAAGCAGCAAAAUCUCCAUCAUCACGAGGAUCCGGUUGUUUCUUCAAGUUUACAACAGCUAAACAAUUUGCACCAUCACCAUUCGGAUUUGGGUAUCAAUGAGUUGGAAAUGAAAUUUGUCCAUUCCGAUGGUGUAUCAAACUGUAUAGCGGGUGAACGCAUCACUGAAGCCAUUGACGAACUAGCUAGCAAAUAUACCAACAGGAUCAAGCUUCCUGCCAUUCCGAACGUGGAAGCUGAUAACGGUUGGCUGCAGCUGUCCUCGUGGGAUACGAUUCGUUUCGGAAGAGAUGACGAGGAUGCCGACGAUGAGGAUAUACCUUACGAAGAGGAAGUGCCAGGACAGGGCGAAGAAGAAGAAGAAGCGGAUGAAGACGACGACGAAAUCGGCCAAGAUCAAGGAAGAAUUACAUCUUCUUCCUGUUCCUCUGCAAGACGACCUCGAGAUUCUUCGAACUCUACCAGCUUCAUUCACAGCCAUCUGUCGAUAUCGUCAGAUGAGGACGAUCUUCUAAAUGUGACUGAACUGCGAGAAGUUGCCGGUUUAGCCGGAAGCGCUUACAAACCCGGUAGCAACAAAUCGAAAUCAAUCGACCUCAACGAAUUCCGGAAAGCGUUUGGUAGCAGUCCAACGCUACUGAAUGGCUUUGGUGGCGGAACGAGCUGCACGCGGCUUGUACCACAGCUAUCGCGCCUUGAGACGAUUCCUUCGCAAUACAGGCGUGGAUACACAAAUCUAAAUGACGCCUGUUUGUCGAGCUCUACCUCGGAGCUCGAGUGCGUUAGCAAUGGUGCCGCAAAGAAGAAACAUCCGGGAUUGUUACCGCCACCGUGCGAUGAUUCUGGUGGUCUUUCGUCAACAUUGUUGAAAUAUCGCAAAGACGGGAAUGUUCCUUACGUGCGAAGUAACGAAAAUUUGAACCGAUACAAGGUGUCUCUUUGUACGGGUUCGGCUUCCGUGAACAGUACGGCACGCAGGCGAAUGGGCGACAGUGACGAAGCCCUCACUGGAAACGAUGCUCUAUAUUUGCGUCAACGGCAACAAUCGCUUCCUGGUAGUCGUCAUCUGCCGGGGAUACGAGAUCACCUAGCUAGCAUUGCUGAUUCCGAAUUGAAUGAUUCGAUCAAUGGUAAUGGGAGCAGUAACGGUCGAUCGCAUGCAACUGACGAAAACGGUAAUGCGAAUACUAGCUUCACAAUCGGUGGGGAUUUCGAGUGUCGAUUUUCCAAACUAAGCUGUUGCUCUGCUCCUGAUGAAGAGGGAUCAUUGAAGCCUUUAUCUCCGGGAGGACAUCGAGCUACAGGAGCGAAUUACCGACGUAAAGAGAGUUCUUCUACCGUUGGUAGCAAUGGCUUGAUGCAUGCCGAUUCUUCCACCGAUGAUUCAUCACGGUUUCUAUUCGGUGAGGAUGGAGCUUCGAUGCAAUUCAACGGUACAUCCUGCAGCUCUUCUUCGACGCCACUACGACCCUGGGAUUAUUACUUCAACUCGGACGAAAGUUUGUUCAAUAUGGAUUCGUUCUUCGACGACUUUGUCGAGAUUGACUCUUGUCACAUUGUCGACAGUUGCGAAUAUGUGAACAUCAAUUCCGAGCCUGUAGGAAGAAAUGAAGACAAAUCUCCCUCGAGUGCUUCUAGUAAUGUGUUACUUCCUGAUAUCCGACCAUCUCAACAUCACCAGCGACAGCAGAAACAUCCGCAGCACGAACAACAAUAUCCCUACUUCAGUUCAGAAGAAAUUCUAGAAUUGCAACAACACCAGUUUUACAACAGUGUCAAAGCUGCUGGAGCGACAAGUGUCGACGAGGCAAGAAACAAACAUUUUUUCCGAGCCGUUGACCACCGAGGAGGAGCAGUUGCGCCUGAGAGUGAUGGCGCUGCCGAAACACGUUUCUCCGGCCGUCGUGCUUUCCUACAAGCUGGCCAACAAGCGGGAGACAACGAGGAAGAAGGUAUUGCUUCGAUCAUCCAACACAUCGACAGGGAACAGCUCUGUGAACAGCGGGCUUCUUCGGCUGAUGCGACCAUUGCUUCCUCGAUAAUCGUACAUGACGAUAAGGAGCGACUUCUGCGUCUUGCUGAGAUACCACUGGAUCGAAAAUCGCCCAUCGGUGGUAUGGGUAUCGACACCACGCAACAACACACGACAGAACAGAUCAAAUCAAAGAAACUGCGAUGCGCCCAGUGCAAUAAGAAGCUGGGAGUGAUUAUGAUCAUGAAAUGUCAUUGUGAAAAAAUUUUCUGUGCCCAACAUCGGUAUGCCGAGGCGCACAACUGCUCAUAUGAUUUUAAGGUCGAGGGUCGCAAGAUAUUGGAAAAAAACAAUCCUCUUGUGGUGGCGGAUAAGUUACCCAAAAUUUAA
Molecule: messenger RNA, 4743 nt
Organism: Anopheles nili
Lineage: Eukaryota; Metazoa; Arthropoda; Insecta; Diptera; Culicidae
Exons: 5
Coding region: 1-4743 (1580 amino acids)
Molecular function (GO): zinc ion binding; protein binding
Source: RefSeq, a predicted model, not a curated record